This is a messenger RNA of Nannizzia gypsea CBS 118893, 252 nucleotides long. RefSeq lists its product as hypothetical. The transcript has 4 exons. Bases 1 to 252 code for a protein of 83 amino acids. NCBI's taxonomy places the organism in Eukaryota, Fungi, Ascomycota, Eurotiomycetes, Onygenales, Arthrodermataceae. The record is from RefSeq and is a predicted model, not a curated record.
AUGUCUGCGUCACUGGCACCGGAAUGCAACGAGAUAAAGGAGAAGUACGACUCGUGCUUUCUCAAGUGGUAUAGUGAGAAGUUCCUUCGAGGCAAUACAUCGACGAACGAGUGCGAGGAGGUCUUCCAGCAGUACAAGAAGUGUCUGUUUAGGACUCUGAAGGAGAAAGGCAUUGACGUGAUGCUUGACGAAGCCCGGAGUUCGAACAGGGAACAGGACGCAGAUUUUUUGUCGAAGAAGAGCAGCAAAUGA